Molecule: messenger RNA, 1267 nt
Organism: Momordica charantia (bitter melon)
Lineage: Eukaryota; Viridiplantae; Streptophyta; Magnoliopsida; Cucurbitales; Cucurbitaceae
Product: Reticulon family protein
Biological process (GO): response to bacterium
Source: RefSeq, a predicted model, not a curated record
AAGCGACUUUUUGAUUUCCAGGGCGUGAAGGAAGGAAAGAGGGAAGGCUUUGAACUUGGAAUUAAAAAAUUCUUCAAUCGCGUGGAACCUAUUUCGAUAUUCGCUAGGGAAUUCUCGAUCACAUUGAAAUCGGAACAACUUCUUGAGCUUCAAUUUUGACCUAAGGGAUUCUUCUCCAGAAUUCAGUCUCACCGGAACAAUUCGGAACUGCAAUGGUGGAUAAUUACGACAGCGCCGGCAACGUAGAAGGCGACGGAAAAGAAAUAGCUAGCACUUCAUGUAGCCGGCAAGUUUCACUCCACCAGUCUAUUGGUGGAGGUAAAGUGGCUGAAAUUAUACUAUGGAAGCAGUGGCAUGUUUCUUUUGGCGUCCUCGUUGUUGCUACAGUAGCUUGGCUCCUAAUUGAGCACUCUGGGUUGCCAUUAUUGACAGCAUGUUCGGAUGUUUUGCUGAUCUUGGUCGUCCUAUUGUUUCUUCGUGCCAACUUUGCUGCGUUUCAGAACAAGCAACUUCAAAUGUUACCACAGUUAGCAUUGUCGGAGGAAUUUGUCAAUGACGCUGCAGCAUCAAUUCGGGCCAAGAUAAAUAAUGCACUACUUAUGGCUCAUGACAUCACACUUGGCAAUGAUUUUAGACUCUUUUUCAGGGUGGUGAUCUGUUUGUGGCUCUUAUCUGUCAUUGGUAGCUACCUUUCUUUCUUCACAUUUGCAUAUAUCGGAAUUAUCAUCUCGAUAACCAUCCCCGCCUUGUACAACAAAUACGAUAAACAUGUUGACAGAUACUGCGGAAUGAUCAGCCAGAAAUUUAGAAAGCAUUAUAGAGUAAUGGAUGAGAGUGUUCUCAGCAAACUCCCUGGUGAGUUAUCCAAGGAAAAAGAUCAAUGAAAAGGAAAAUGCUGGGUGUAAUUUUCUGCAGUUGUACUGAACAGAACCACAGGAAAAUUGUAAUUCUGUUUCACCACAAAUGGAUGUCUGGAUACUUGAAGGUCAUUACUUAGCCUUAGCCAUGCAUGUCUUUACUAUGGGUUUGUAUCUUGUCAUUGGGUUUAAUUAUCUAAACCAUCUAGAUGUCACAGAUUUUUUUUAAACUGCCAACAGAAAUGAUUGGAAAAGAUGAGGGGAUUUUAUUUUUAACUUUUGUAUUGUAGGGGAGGAGGAAAUUCAGUGUUUCUCUGUAAUUAUGGAGGAAAAGAUUGCUAUAUAUAUGUAAAUUUUUUGUCUGAAAUUUGCAAGGGAAGCCAGGUUCUGAAUCUGGUUUGGUCAAGGUC